This is a messenger RNA of Pocillopora meandrina, 13199 nucleotides long. NCBI's taxonomy places the organism in Eukaryota, Metazoa, Cnidaria, Anthozoa, Scleractinia, Pocilloporidae. The record is from the annotation of a GenBank genome assembly.
UUAACAUCGAAGAAAGGGACUAUUUUUGCGAAGGAGGUCGGUUCGACCCCCUCACAACAUGUGAAUAAGGUGUGAGUGGCAUAUUGCAUCAUCUUUUUCCCGCGCAAUUGAUGCGCGUGAGCAUGUCUUGUUCAUCAAAACAUUGAGAUCGCGCCCAUUCAUUCAUUAAUACACCGGCGUUCAUCUCAGUCCAGCGUGGCUGGAGUCUCUUUUAGUCAAAAGUUACCAAAGUUCGAAGCUAUUUUCUAUUGUCUAGUGAAACGAACAUUUACGAAGAAGUUUAAAACGCUUUGAAGUCGUUGUCGUAAGGAUGAGUGUGCAGACCGAAGUUGUCUGUGUGGCAUACUGUUUAGUUUAUAUCUUCACUACAGUUCACCCUGGUGAGUUUUGAAAUUGAAAGCAUUGAAACCACGUGCAGUGGAAUUAAUUUACAAAGCUAAAACGUUAACGUGUAAGAUGAUUUUAUCAAAUAUGAAGAUAUUCUAUUGUAAAUUUGGAUGUUUGUAGUAUUUUCUCGCUUGACGUCGUACCGUGGCGUAUUUCUUCUCUAAUUAAUAGCGACAGUCUCUUCGUUUUUUUCCCAUUUUUUCCUGUCAAGCUAUGGCUAUGUUUUUACCUCCCGAAUUUCGUUUUCAAGUCAAAGUUUUCCUCUUCUGAACGUCUUUCUCUUUUUAUUUAAAGUACAAUUAUGAUAAAUUUAUGGCUCUCAUUUUGGCGGUAUUUCUUCAGUGAUGCGUACUACACACCUGGGUUUACGACAGUUCAAGCCCAUAUUUAAAAAAAUCAGACUCUUUUGGAUACUUUAAGUAUUGCUUGUAUUUUAAAACUACUUGAACUCUUUUUAAUCGCACAAAGGUUAUUUCUAAUUUAGGUAAGUCUAGAAAAUCUUUCACUUCAUAGUUGUUUGGAAUGCAAAUUUUUACUACUUGGUUACUACGUGGGUGAUAAGCUUCUGCGUAAGCUUCUUCCAUUCAUAAGAUAUUUCAUCAUUCUUUUCGUAGGAGGUCAAUAUAUUAUGUUUUGUGAAAGCCUAUGUCGUGUUUCCUCGGCGCCUCAAAUAUUUACAACGUUAUUCGUCGAUGCUUCUCGUCUACAAUAUAUUUGUACAAAGGUCGUAAUCGAAGUGAGGAAAUGAAAGAGAUCGUGUGAAAUUGUUAGCGCUAUAUUCUAAUUUGUGUUACUUCUGCUUGAAAUGCUGUCUUUUGGCGGCAACUUCUUUGAAAUUUCUUAAAUAGUUCAUCAAUCAUGUGACAAAUUUAACCGCGCUGUAUUUUUUCCGAAAUAUCAAUUGUUUGCAGUAUUGGCGCGAAGUAGCACGAGUUUCUUAGCGUGGGUUUCGAUAGCACAGAGAUCGAUAUUCGCUUUGUUCCAGUUUUGUUUCAUGCGGCGCUGAAAGGAAAGUGUUCUGUUUAGGUGAUUACUUUUUUUAUACCUACUUUAUCGCUUUCAAGACUCAGACAUCAGUACCUUGGUGAUUAAGUCAGCUGCCCGUCAUAUGUUGAGCGCGUGCGAUUUAUUGCAUCAGCUACGGAUGACUAGAAAAUAUGUCCCAAGCCGGGUCCAAAGUCUUAAUCCUGGUUUCGAUUUCUUUUCUAGUACUGGUACCAGCGGAUUUUUCAUUGGACCACUGAAAACCUCUUUUAACAAAUCAGAUAUGAUUGGAAUGUUUGGUCGUUCUCGAAAUUUCAUGGGAAGCAGACAUGUAAAUAUUUAACAGAUAUUUGGCAGUCUUAAGAGCCAACCAUUUUGGGGAAGGGUCAACCACGGAUUUGAAAUUCUAAUUAACAGCUGGAAAGAAUUCUUUGCUAUCAGUCUCAAUCUAUAAACAUUACUGCCAUCUCGUCUCAUUUUAAUUUCAUUGGCUGAAAAAGAUAUGAAGAGAUGGCACAACAGAACACUUGGUCAUAAUUGGAUUGUGUCAAGUACAAUUGUUCUAAUUAAAAUGGAAGUGAGGCUAUGGGAGAAUUUGUCCCCAGGCCUCCUCAGGUCUGCAGUUGAUAUACUGAUAGUAAGGAUAAUAUCCAUGCUUGUUUGUCUUGCCAUUUUCUUUUACAGGGAUAUCUAGUCCCACUAGCUCAACCCGAUAUCAAUGCGGAUCAGAACAGUUUUCCUGUACAAAUGAAAAAUGCAUUCCUGCACACUGGCGAUGUGACAGAGAUAAUGAUUGUGGGGACCAUUCAGAUGAGGAUGGUUGUCGUAAGUACAUGAUAAAUUGACAGAGUUAUAUUACAGAGGCACAAAUCUUUUGCCUGAAAGUAGCAAAUUUUAAUAUCAGGAAAAUAUACAAGAAAUUUGAAGUCCGAUGUCAGUGACAACAGUGAUCAGUGGCCACCAAAUCUUAAGUUUGUAGCCCCUGAGGUUUCAGUUCUCAGACAUCAGGUUAGUCUUGUUGUUGAAGUUAUUGUUACAUUGGUGUCUUAUAGCUCCCCAGACAUGCCAAGCAAAUGAAUUCCGCUGCAACAAUGGACGAUGCAUCCCACAAUCGUGGUAUUGUGAUCAAGCAGAUGACUGUAAAGAUAAUUCUGAUGAGUUAAAUUGUGGUACGUUAACAGCUGAACAAUGGUUAUCUAACCUUUUAACCCUUAGGUGGGGUUGAUUUUGCUAACAAUAUCAAAAGAUAUUCUAGAAACUGGUAAUGGAUAGAGACAAACAUAUCAGUUAAGUAAUGUAAUCGAGACCACAACAUAGAACACUUUUCUCACGCAACAUUUCAGGUCCCAUUACCCUAGAAAUAAUUUGUUUCUCCUUUACCCAGUUCCGUUAUUGAAGGAGAAACCUACUCCUUCCAAGGAGAGAUUAAAGCAAGUGGUAAUUUCUAAACUUCCUCUGACAUUUACUUCUUUUAGUUCACUUACUUCACAUUGAAACACCUAUAAUUAUUCUUAACUUCAUUGUAUGAUAGCCCCCCUUGAAAGUUAUGGAAUUUUACAAUAUUACCCUUAAGGCAUGGAAAGUCAUACAUAUUGGUUAAAGAGACUUGGGGAAAAUGUUUUUUAAUGAGAACUGACAACCAAAAAAAGAAUGGCUGGCUGAUUGUUCCACAUUUAUGCUUAAACCAUUGUCUGUUAGUCAAGAGAUCUCAAGAGAAAAAUAGGCAUGGAAUUGUUAUGGGAAGUAAUCAGAUUUUGUCGGGUUAAAGAGUAAAAUAUCCUAGUAACAUUUGGUACCUACAUGGAGGUAUUCUCAAUUGCCUGAAAUCCAUAAAUUGGGAGAAUCCAUGUAUUUUUGUACUAUUAUUAUUAUAAAUCUAAGCUUUGAGCCAAAUAUUUUAUUUUCUUAGCACAAAAUGUAAGCUGUAGUGGCCAAGAUUUCAAAUGCAAUAAUGGUAUAUGCAUAAGAAGCAGCUGGAAGUGCGAUAGACAUGAUGACUGUGGUGAUAAUUCUGAUGAGGAGGCAUGUGAUGGCUCAGGACGGGGUACUUCUAGAUUUAUUUUGAUAUUUAAAAUAAAUUACAACCCAACAUAACCUGUAGAAAAACAAAAAACAGUAUCAAACCUUGGGGAAGGCACUGACUCUUAUCCUUGCAAGCACUUGUACUAUAUGAUUUUAAUUGCUAGCUCUCUGUGUGGCCUUUUAAUUGCUUUUUGGUUCACAACACAAUAUUGUCUUACUAAAAUUUCACAUGGAAGACUGAUGAUUUCCAUUUCUGAAGUCCAUUUAUCCUGCAAAGAGGAAAAAAAAUGUAAACAUAUCUACACAGGGGGAAGAUAUGGUUUUUAAGAGCAACAACACUAAACAGAUAAUUUUAUGGUUAAUGAUAACUUCUUUACAUUGAAAAAUAAAGAAAUUUGCAAAUCAUACAAGUAAGCAUUAUAAAAACCAUGUAUACAAAAUUUACCUCUUGUUAGUUCAGAUCUAAGGCUAAUGAGAAGUAUUGAUUUAAUUAUCCAAUCACUGAAAGUAUUUAACUAAGUAUAAGCAUGCUUAUGGUUUAAGUAUUGAGGGUGUAACUAAUAUUUUAGAUUAUCUUCUAAUUAAUGGAAGAACUAUUUUGCUGUAAGUAUAUGAUAUUGUUUGAAAAAAUAUGAAUUCUCCACAUAAGGAUUUGUAUCUUGUACCUUUUGAUUUAACUUUCUGAUGCCUAAUCAAUGAGUCUAGUAUACCUCUCGGUGGGCAAGUCAUGAACAGAAACAGGUUCAUAUUAGACAAUUAUCCUGUAUAAUGGUAAGGAUUAAAUGUAAAAAGUGUUGUUUACAUAUAGGCUAUGCAAGUAUAUUAAGUCCCAGAUCAACUUUUUCCCUAUCUCUAUCCCUACUUUGUUUUUUGUUUUCUUUUUUUAGUCCAACUCUCAGUCUUCGCAAGUUUUAUUCUUUAGCAUUAAGUGCAUGGCUAAUUCAAAUUAAUUUGUGAUUACUUACACUUUUCAGCACAAGGAAGUUGUGCAAGUGGUGCAUUUUCAUGCAGCAACGGCCAAUGUUUGCCUUGGUCAUAUGUUUGUGAUGGUGAUGAUGAUUGUGGCGAUGGCUCUGAUGAAGAACCUCACCACUGUGGUAAGAAAUAGUUUGUUGACCCUUAAGAUUCAUUUGAAAGAAGGAUGUGAUUUCUUUUGUCACAAGUGUGGAACAAAGAUAACAUUUCCCCCUGCAACUGAAACCCCAGGACUUUGGCAGUACUCCCAAUAGUCAUUUUCUUGGUGGAGUUCUCUUUUAGUGAUGAGCAUCAGAGAGUGAAAUUCAAAGGUCUGGGGCUUGAUUCCUAGUGGGGGACUCGAAGAAAACCUUUAUUAUGUGUUUAGUUACCUGUUUAAGUACACUCUACUUUUCUUUCUUUUAGAUGCUAAAACCUGCAGUGCAAACCAGUUUACUUGUCAAAAUCAGCAAUGUAUUCCCCUACGUUGGAAAUGUGAUGGUGAUUCUGAUUGUAGUGAUGCCUCAGAUGAAAAUGGAUGUCGCAGGGAACCAGUUUGUUCACAAAACAGGUUUCGCUGCAGUGAUGGAACCUGCAUCCGUGGUCACUGGAAAUGUGAUGGCGAAAAUGAUUGUCAUGAUGGAUCAGAUGAGAUUGGAUGUUGUGAGUACAGAAAUAGUUCAUGAAUGAGAGGGCAUGAAAGAUGUUUGUUUUACCAUGAUUAAGUGAGAUCUAUCAAUGAUUAGCUAGGAUAAGGGAAAAGAAGACUUCAGUGAAGACUUGAAAUUAAGUUACAUUUGUCAAGUUGUGCAUAUUUUGUUGUUUCAGCUUCUUCUGUUAACUGUACUGGUGAUCAGUUUUUGUGCAAUGAUGGAAGUAAAUGCAUUCCAAAUACUAAAAAGUGUGAUGGAGUAUUGAACUGUGAGGAUGGGUCAGAUGAAAGUACUAGUUUCUGUGGUUAGUUUUAGAACUGUUUGCACCAGAUAUUACUGUUAAGUAGCCAGAAUGACUUUUAAGUUCAUUGGUAAAACUGGUUUGAGAAAUGGUGUUAACCUCAUGUGUACUGGGGCAAGUAGUUUUUUUCUUGUUGAGUGCAGUUAUGUACAUUGUAAAGAAAGUGAAUGUUCCCAGUUCACCCCCCAAGGUGUUCUGGUUAUACCUAGGAGAAAAAGUACUCCUAAAAAUAGCAUAGAAUGAAGAUUAUUUUUCAUAUAAUCUUUAUUACAAGAUUCCAUAGCUUUUUGCUUUUUCCCUUCUAAAUUAAUGUUUUGCCUUCAUAUACAAUCUAUAUUGCCCUACAUAAUGAAAGUAAAUGAUCUGGGUUACCAACUAAAGAAUUAAUGGAUUGAAUGCUUUUUUUGUUAUCUAGCGGUUAACUGUACUGCUGAUCAAUUCAAGUGUGGAAGCACAUCAAAGUGUGUUGAAAAAUCCAAAGUCUGUGAUCGAAAUAGUGAUUGUCCUGAUGGGGAGGAUGAGCAGCAAAACUGCGGUAUGUUACAUGUAGUGGUCUGUGUGCCCAUAAAAAUGCAGGCCACUGGAAACAAGUAUUUUUGUGGAAAAUUUUUUCCGCAUUGAAAAAUGAUAUUUAGUAGAUUGUGUCAGUGAGCUCUUUUACAGAAUUGUGAUAAAGUUUGUUUUAAUUUAAUUUUUUUAUGUACUUCUGUUUAGAUAUCGAUGAGUGUAUGGAUCACAAUGGCCACUGUCAGCAAAUAUGUAAUGAUCUGAGGAUUGGCUUUGAAUGCUCCUGUCAUUCAGGCUAUGUACUUGCUGAAAACAAGAAAAAUUGUGAUGGUACAUUUUUUUUCAUUUUUCAUUUGACUUGAUGUCAGCUGUUCUACAAGUCAUGCAGAUAUUGUCAAGUCUAAUGAAACUUUCAUCAAUUUCCCAUUGUUGACCUGGUCUAUUCAGAUAGCAUGUAAAAUUCUUCAACUCUUUGUUUCUAUUUCUAGAAAUAAUUUUAUUGAGUUGAUAACAUAGAAAUUACUACCAGUUAAGAUAUGCCAUCAAAGUCCAAACCAUUAAAGCUGCAUAAUGAAACACCAAAGCAGGAAUUUGAUCAAAUAGUACAUACAGGAAAGAGAUAACCAGGCUGAUUCAAGUUAAUUGUGGCAAACCAUACCUCGUAGUUAGAAAAUAACAUGAGAUAGAAUUAUGAUAUCUUCAGUUUUCUGGUUCAACCAAUUAUUACAAUUUUGAAAUAAGUUUUAACUUCUUUUUGACAUGGCUGGUUGGACAUCAGCAGAUUCAACUGUGUGAGGUUUUUUUUGUUUUUGGUUUUUUUUUGUUUCAGAUAUUGAUGAAUGUAAAGUAUACGGAAUGUGUAGUCAAGAUUGUCAAAACACCAAGGGAAGCUACAAGUGUGUAUGUAAACCAGGUUAUCAAUUGGAGCCCGACAAGAAAACGUGUAAAGCAAAAGGUAAUUUUUUUACUUUUCCUCUGUGUUCUGAUGAACAGUAAUUGUUUAUGGGACUAUGGAGUAUUUAUGGGUCUAAAAUAUGUUUAUAUUAAGUUUUCUUGUUGUCAUAUUUCUUGUGGUUGUUGGCUGGGCUCUUCAGCCCACCCACAAACGUGUCUGUUUUGAAUAUUGAAGAAAAGACUUAGGAGUAAAAAGAAAGCUCUUUUGGCAUUCUUAAUGGUUAAAUCAUUGUGUUCCUGUUCAUGCACACAGAUAAUACACCAUACCUGCUCUAUUCCACACAAUUUGGUAUUCACAAAAUGGCUCUGGAUAGGACCUCCAAUGCAUUCAGUAUAGUUGUGAAAAAUCAGAAAGGCAUUGUUGCUAUUGACUAUGACUACUAUGACAACUAUGUGUACUGGACAGAUGUCAGAGAUGAGAGGAUUUGUCGUGCUCAAAUUCCUACCCAUGGAGGAGAUGCAGGUAUGAUAGUGAUGAGAUUCUCUAGUACCUACAUGUAUCUGUCAUAAGAAUAUUACAGAUUGAGUGUUUUAGUAAAGAUAUUCCAAUUACUUGAUGGGCAACAGAAAAAGAAACUCUCAAGUCAAAACUUUGCAAUCAGGGAAGUGUAAGAGAAUUUAAUCACCAUUUGUCUCUUUCUGUAGUUAACUAUCAUUUUCCUUGGUUUCACAAGCUUUACCCUUUCCCCAUCCAACUACUAUAAACUAAUUUGCUAUGUUAAUUUUUUUUAUACUGAUUUAUUUCUUUUACUUCAGCUGAUUGUGAGGUUUUGAUACAAAACAGUACUAACACUCCAGAUGGAAUUGCUAUUGACUGGGUUGGCAAAAAAAUGUACUGGACAGAUGGGUACUUCAACAGAAUUGAGGUGGCAGAACUUGAUGGUUCUCACAGACUGACACUUUUUGACUCUGAACUAGAUGAGCCAAGAGCCAUUGUUGCGGACCCUCUCUUAGGGUGUGUUAAUUAUUGCUUUGAAAUAUUAUGUAAACAUUAGAUCUAAUGAUAUUAAGUGUUCAAUCAAUUAUAUUGAGACUCUGAAUUAGGUUACUUUGUGAAUGGGCAACUAAGCUCAACAUUAACAUUCCUGAGAAUGCUCGAGGUGACACUCAGAAGGGACAGUAGGAGGAUUUGUAGUUUCUUUAAAUGGAAGGUUUUAGCAAAGCUGUUUUUUAGAGGAUAAAAUUGAAAAGAUGUAAAGUUAUUCUUUCAAACCUUUUGUGGAAAAACAUUGAGGAUCCAGGAAAGGUUAUAAAUAGUGCUUGGAUCUCAUUUGAUAAGAAUGUUGAGAAAAAUUAAAAAGUUUCAACCUGUUAGGAAAAUCCUUGUCAUGCAAUCCUCAAUAUUACUGAGAGAUAAUGCAUGGUGAGAUCCAAAAUUGUGCUUGUACAAUUAGUUGCAUGCAUGGUUAUGCACACAGAAAGAGAUCAACAUGUUAAAAUAAUUUUGCAUUUUAAUGAAACCAGUGGAAUUUCUGAAACAUAAGCAGCCUUGGACUGUAGACUGUUAGCCAACCAUCAAGGAGUGUUUGUUGCAGUGUAUGAGCUCCCUGUUAACCUUUAACCCCAAGAGUGUCUAGCAUCUAAUUUCUCUGUACAAUAGCACCCUUGAAUCAAACCUUAAGUUUUAGAGAAUAGAGGAAUUGACAUCAACUAAAGCAGCUCUUGAUUCUUAAACAAAUUCUCUUUGUUAGCACCUUGGGAAAUAUAUGGUGAAUAGUCUGAAGAAUAUGGAUACUGAUGUAAGGGGAGUAAAGGGUUAAUUUUCUGUUAAUUUGUAGAUAUCUAUACUGGACUGACUGGGGACACAACCCAAAGAUUGAAAAGGCAGCUAUGGAUGGAAACCCAAAUACAAGACAAGUCAUUGUCUCUGAAGGGUUAGCUUGGCCAAAUGGACUUGCAAUUGAUUACCCCCUUAAAAGAAUCUACUGGGCUGAUGCAAGGUAAUAUUUUUCUUCUAAAGGUUACACAGUGAAGGCAUUAUAUCAAUGGUGUAUGUCCAAAUCUCUAAGUUGUGGGAGCAGUAAUAUUAACCAUUGAAUACUGGCCACCACUCUUAAAUGCAAUUGGCAUCGUCUGCAAUUUAGGAACUUCAGUCAUUGGUUAGACCAUCAUGGUUAUCAAAUGAAGGAUAUCUAACAUUUAUUGCUGUCCAUUUUAAUGGUGAAACUUAUAUUUUGGAUCAGAUGUUAGGUGUUCAGAGUUUCAUUUUAGAUCUCUUUUUGGGUAAAGCAGGGCUCAGGGCAGAGUGAUUUUGGUACAACUUUCAAAAUAUUGCAAAGAUUUAUCAAAACUGUUUGUUUUGUCACAAGCAUGGGACAAAAAAUCCCUAACUUCCCCACAAGGAAGCAAUUUUGAUUUGGAAACAAUUUUUUAUUUUCAGACUGAAGAAGAUAGAAUCUAGUAGGUAUGAUGGCUCCGACCGUCGUCUCAUUGCCAGCAUCGUGCCGCAUCAUCCAUUUGGGCUGGGUGUGUUUGAGAACCAGUUGUACUAUACAGAUUGGUACAAGAAUGGCAAGGGAAUUAAAAAGCUAAACAAAUUCAGUGGGUCUGAUCAAAAGAUCAAGGAUACGCUGUGGUCUCAUAUGGAUAUCAAAGUGUUUCAUCCUCUCCGUCAGCCUAAUGGUAAUAAUGUAAAUAUUAUUGGUUGUAUAAUCUUUUCAUAAGGGGAAGCAGGAAACUCCCAAUGAAACUAAAUGGGUGUACUGAUCAGAAAAUUCUAAUCCAAAAGGAGAAGGGAUUGGCCCACAUACACUUAAAUUACAGAAGGAAAUGAGGAACAAAUGGUUGAGUUAUCUUAUCAACCAAAAUUGGCAUAAUAGCCCUGGUUUUGCUGCUUUGCUUUUUCUUUGUGCACAACAUCAAAGGGAAAAGUGAGUGCUCCUUCUACAGGAACAUGGCAUAUGAAAUUUCACUACCAUGUCUGCUUAUUACACAUUGAGUGAUCAUGGGCUUACUUUGAGAUGAAUGAUAACUGUCAUUUUGUGGUGUUUCUUCAGCUACUAAUCCCUGUAAGGUUGAUAAUGGAGGAUGCAGUCACCUCUGCCUGUUGGCAGCUGAUCCCGCCAAAAAUCAUACAUGUCGAUGUCCUAAUGGAAUGAAUAUUUCUGCUAAUGGCACACCAUGCACUGGAAAGGAAGGCCCGUGGCAGCCAGCCCCUACAACUGCCUCUUCUACACGUGAACCAACAACAGCCACCACCCAAGGUACUAAAACCACACAGAAAGCAACUUCAACAAGAUCUAAUAAUGUUGUGUUAAAACCCUCCAAGUCCCCUUCUAUAAAUGCUACAGAUACAUCCAAUGCCCCAACUUCAUCUACUACAAAGAUUCCUGUAAUAACCCCAAAGGGAUCAGUUGUGGCUUUUCAGAGGAAAGGUAAGGGUUUUUAAUUAUAAAUACUAACUCUGUGUUCUGUUUGAUUCAAUUGGUUAACAAAUUAUGGCAUAUGUGUAUAAAAAUGUUCCAACAGAAGAAAAGAUGACUAUGCCAGCAAUCUCCAAAAUCCAGGUUAAGAGGUGAUUAGAGUAUUGAAACAAUCUACGCCAAUGUUGAGCUUAGUUUUAUGUGAUUCAUUUGAGCGAUUGUGGCUAAGUGAGUGACAUGGGCAUAUUAAUUUUUUUUUAAUAGUUGUGUCCCCCCUCCAACCCUUGUUUGGAUGCAAGUAUCAAUAUGAUAUUCCCCCUUGCACCCUUAAGUCAAAACUGCCAAUCAGACUCGUAUCCAGCUCAGGAUUUGCAUUCAGUUUAAUUCUGUAUCACUGAAAUACCCUUGUUAGGAAGCACCUAUAGCAACAGAAACCAUCUUGAAACAUUCUCAGUGAGAGCAAUGAGAGGUCGCUGUUUUCAAGUGUACUUAAAAUAAUCGGCAUAAAACUUAUCCUUGCAAUUUCAAAACAUACAGGUGAUGAAUUUACACACACUUUGGCUAAAGGGUGUUAUCUUCUUAUAUCUGUAAUCACCAAUUUCUUUUAAUGAUUUUCCAGGGAAAAUUAUCCUCUUAUAUCACCAAUUUCUUUAUAGGACUUUCCAGAGAAAGUUAUCUUAUAUCACUAAUUUCUUUUAAUGACUUUCCAGGGAAAGUUAUUUUAUAUUACCAAUUUCUUUUAAUGACGUUCCAAGGAAAGUUAUCUCAUAUCAAUAAUUUCUUUUAAUGACUUUCCAGGGAAAGUUAUCUACUUAUAUCACCAAUUUCUUUUAAUGACUUUCCAGGGAAAGUUAACUACUUACAUCAUCAACUUCUUUUAAUGACUUUCCAGAGAAAGUUAUCUACUUAUAUCGCAAAUUUCUUUUAACGAAUUUCCAGGGAAAUUUAUCGGAGAAGUCCACUAGGGAGAACAACCUAGUGGUGAAUUCAAGACACUGACUGCUCGUUUAUUUUUAAUUUUUAGAUCUAUUGAUGAUUAGGCAAUUAAUUUUGAAUAUAACUGUAAUUUUCAGGCGAUACAGCAGAAGCUCUUUCUGCUGGUGUCAUAGCUGGCAUAAGCAUUGUAAUUUGCUUGGUAAUCAUCCUUGUCGUUGUGGCCAUCUGGUAUGCGAGGAGCCGCUCUAAUAACUACCGUGGAAAAAGUAUCAGCUACUACAAAGACAUGUCUUCCAAACCUCUGGAAGAAGAUUUUGAUGACGAUGAUGAGAGAUGUAAAGUGUUUGAUGACAGGGGAUCGCGUGAAAGGGUUGAAUUUGCCUGAAGUUUGUAGAAUUUACUGUUAUGUUGCACUACUAAGUAUUUUUUGAGUGCUAAGUUAGAUUGAGUGAGAUCCUUUUUUGAACUCAAGGUUCUCAUUUAAUGUUUACUUCUUUUUGGUGUGUAUGCGAGCCUUUGUGUCUUUUAGAAUCUUGCCUUUGUGGCAAGACUGAUCUAUUUAAGUGGGUUUGUUGUGCAGCGCACACAGUACGCUAAAAAAGGAAGGCCCAUGUGCGAUAUCCUUCCCAAUAAUUUAAGCCAUUAAUCAUCCCCUUAAAGAACUUAUUUUGAUAAUAGAUGUUUAGUAUGCUACUUUUAAUCGUAACUGCCAUAUUUUCCAAAUAGAUUGUUGUAUAUUUUAAGAUAAACAACUGAAAAUUCGUAAAAAAUUAUGAAGUAUUUCUUUCAUCAUCAAAAUAUAGUGGUGAAGAGGUAAGUUGAGAAACACGAGUAUUUAUUUAAAUACAUUUUGAUCAUCAUGUUAACUGUGAUGAUCAUUUUUAUAUUAAUGUUGAUUAAUGUAUAUGACUAACAUCGUAAUGUGUGUCUUCAACCACCGUUAAACUAAAGUUAAUAAUAGUGAAAACCUUGCGAUUAAUAAACCUCAAGUCUUCUUGACCUUACAGGAAAAGAAAUGGAUCGAAACUAGACUGGCUUAUUAGAUGCCAAGAAAAAAAAAAACGAAACAAAUUGAUGACGUGUUUGCCACAAGUCUCGAUUAUGGCUUUAGGCAUACAAGAGAACAAUAAGUUAUAGACUCAUCGACUACUCACCGAAAUUUGACAGAUAUCAAAAAACAAAAGUAUAAAACAAAAUACAAUCAGUACCAACCACCCCUCAUUUGGAAUGAUAAAAGGGUGAAGUUACGGAGAAAGAGAGAGUAUUAUGUGUUACAAAUAGUGGAAGGGUGCUACAGUCGCUACCCUAUCGCUAGCUUUCUAUCAAGGGUUCCAAUUUCAAAUGGAAUUUAAUUUUUCGAACUCAGGUCGUGGCGGGAACUCCACCUUAGUGCUUUGACAUCCUGAUUCUGGUCAAAGUAAAAAAAACGAAAUUACAAGUUACAAAUUUAACAGAAGGAGAAAUAUUUGUCAUACCUGGAGAAAUUUUUUGGAUUGGAAUGUGAACUAGUUCUUUAUACCUUUUAUAAACUGCAGGCACCGGGUUAAACCCUAGUCAACUGAGAUACUCGGUGGUUUUCUUACUUGCAAAGGACAUAGAAAAAUGUCAAAUGUGGUCGUGAUAUCAAAAAGGCUACAAAAUUACUCAUUUGCCAUUGGCUGCACGAGAAAUGCUCGAUAGUGCACAAUAUCUUGCACAGCUGGCUUGUCAAACCGAGCAUUCUACUUGACUUGAAAAUAUCAAGAGUCAAGCAAAUUAUUUUAAAUGGUGUAAAUACAUAGAUAACAUGAUCUACAAUAUUACUGGUAGAGCCUAAGAUUAAAUAUAUUUAAUUAGGUAUAACUGGUGAUUGUUGCGUUAGUAAGAGAAGUACAUUUAAGAAAAGUUAUUCCUAGACAUUGUAUACAUCUUCUUAUGGCAGAGUUCUUAUAUUCUUUUUUCUCCCUCCCCCCUCCCCCCAAGAAUAACUGGUCCAAAAAAAAUUGGUUAAUUAGUUUGAUAGCUUUUGUAACGGGAAGCUAGGCUGGUCCCCGUUCCUGUCCUAUUUUUGUACUCUUGAUUAAUUUUGUUGAAUGCUGUGCAGGACACAGCGUGUAACUGGUAAAUCGCUCAGCAUCUUUAUUUUUAUUAUUUGUUUCG